AUGCCACGUUUGUCCCAAGCUCAAGUGGAAGCAGCCGAGAAUGAGCUCUUUACGUAUCAAGAGACUCACUUUGAGCUAUCAGCGCGAGUUGAUAUUUCCCGUCUUUCUUGGGAUCGAAGUUUCAAGCGACAAAUGGAUGAUCGUCAAAAUGUGACUAGACUUGAGAAAAUCAUGGAUAUCCAAGGUUGCCAGCGCUUGAAGAAGGAGUGUCAUGUGCCAGUUCUAGUUCCUGCAGCAGACUGGGGCAAUCGUGUCCGUCCGCGGCAAUUAGACGGUACUUGUACUUGGUUGGACGUGGAUAUUGACUAUGAGCUUCGCGCUCAAGAUCAUGAGAACCUCAUCACAGCUGCCCGCAAUAAGCUUAGGCCUCCGCGGAAUCAGUGGUGGAUUGUCGAUGUUUACGUAACAGACCGGCAAGCCACCAACAUAGAAAACAGUGACUCUCUCCAGGACAAAUUCAUUAGGUCUCUUCAAGAACGCUUCCCAAACGAUCAUACGCCGCCAGAUGGCCUGAUUUAUCAGCGCAUCCGUUAUUACGGUCGAUUAAUCGACCAUGAAACACAUCCAGAUCGCUUGUGGGCUGUUAUAGCAUCAAAUCACUGGUGGGCUAUUUUGGAAAAGACAGACGGGAGCAAAAAAGGAAAGUAUCUUAGAGCAUUUCUGAAACACCAGAGCCUGCCCCAGGCUUUUGAUGAUCUAUUGCCAAUACCAGGCAUCUGGGAGGGUAUGCGAAUCGGGUUACUCCACAAGGUGACUUCGAUGCGAUGUGACGAGCCUAUUAUGAACUACUUGCGCCUCAUCGGCACAACUUUCUCGUACUUGAUGGGAGGAGACGACUAUUUACCUCUGGUAGAUGGCGUGAGCGUAAAGUUACUUCAGUCUCGAGCACCCAAAGUAUCAGCAAAAGACUUGGCUUUUCUCAAGACUCGAAUGGAAACAGGCGAACUUUUCAAAGAGAUUGAGAAUGAAGCACGGCGUUGUGAAAUAUGGAACCGACUCGAGGGUAUUGAUUAUCCUAUUCCGACACUGAAAACAUUUUUUAAAGAUAGGCUGUAUCUCGAAGUUGGGCGAUCUGUGAUGCAACAGCUUUUCGUUCCUAAUCCUGAGCGAAAGCUCACAAUCGAUGAAGCUGUGGGGGAGCAUUGGGGCACAGCUGUUCCCAUGCCGACCCCUUUCAGGCAAGAAAUGAUUCGUCCCGACCUUUACGAACUCUGGCGGUUUAGUUUUCAAUACGGCUUUGAAAUGACUGACCAUAAGCGACGCGUGAUUCGCCCGAAACCUGGGAAUAGUCGUCCUUCCCUGAGAAGUAUGACAGAAAGGCCGGCAACAAUAAAUCGGGCGGUGCUUUGGGGGCACUUUUUUUGGCUUGCCGGACAGAGAAAUAUCUGGCCCCCUUUGGCUGGUGGCUUUCAAGCACAGGAAGCCAAUCUACCUGCACCGCUAUCACAGGACUAUCCCGAAAAUGAGGAAGAGAUUCCGAUCGCACAGCGAUGUGGUAAGCCAUUUAUGUACUCGGUAGAGGCUGAUCGCUAUGCCUUGACACAAGAAUCAUUGGAGCAGACUUGGACAACCCCUCGUAUUACGGCAGGAUUCAUCAGCAGAUCUAUAUUCUCGGCUUUUUUCGGAUAUCUCAAUCCUAAUAGACAUAGUACGCAGGAUUGCCCUACUGAAUCGAACAAUACAGCCACCGAUAAUGCCCUGCAUAGAGAUGAUCUCUCAUCAGACAUAGCAGUCGAUAUGCCAAAUGAGAUGCCUCACAAUCCACCGAAUGAUCAUUCAGAAGGCCACUCAGACCCUAUGACAGAUGUCUACUCAGCACAGGAGUUCAAUCCUCUCAUAGCCUCGCAACAACUAUUGUGGGAGAACCAGCAGCCUCCCUUCUUUGCCAUAAACGUUUCAAUACCAGGAGAGCCCAUUCGAGAGCUGAGACUGCCAAAUGAGCAACAGACUCUGAGCAACUUUUUUGGUGGGCUGGAACGACAUCGGUUUCACAUAUAUAUCCCAGGGGAGGACCGGAGAGCUCUUCACGCCGAUUGGUGUUACUCAGUUUAUGAGCGUAAUCCGCAACAACUGUUACAUGCUGACUUUCUUCCGGAAUGUUCCUUCGAGCAAGUCGGCUCUACAGCCUCUGGGUACACGACAAGAAAGAGGAGACGAACGGACGGUAUUGCUGAAUUGGAAGCUGUUAAAUCUUGGCUCCAGGAACAACUCGCAGAGCUGCAAGCCUGUAACAAUGCGAUGCAAGUUCCCUUUCAAUUUUCUCUAGACGAAAACACAUUGGAGGAUAUAUGA
Messenger RNA from Penicillium crustosum, 2292 nucleotides. RefSeq lists its product as uncharacterized. The record is from RefSeq and is a predicted model, not a curated record. The transcript is spliced from 3 exons. The coding region runs from base 1 to 2292 and encodes 763 amino acids. Lineage: Eukaryota; Fungi; Ascomycota; Eurotiomycetes; Eurotiales; Aspergillaceae.